This is a messenger RNA of Humulus lupulus (European hop), 444 nucleotides long. RefSeq lists its product as uncharacterized. The record is from RefSeq and is a predicted model, not a curated record. The coding region runs from base 1 to 444 and encodes 147 amino acids. The transcript has a single exon. Lineage: Eukaryota; Viridiplantae; Streptophyta; Magnoliopsida; Rosales; Cannabaceae.
AUGUAUGAGAGCUUCCUUCGACAAAAGAGAAAAAUUAAUUGGCUUCGAUUUGGUGAUGAAAAUACUGCUUAUUUUCAUGCUAGUCUUAAGCAGAGGAGAAUUAGUAACCUGAUUACUUCUUAUAUGAAUGAUGAGGGUCAGAUUAUUGAUAAUUAUGCUGAGGUUGUUGAGCAUUUCUAUAAUCAUUUCAAAGGCUUUCUUGGCAAGUCUAGUACAGCAACUAGUCAGGUUGAUCAGGAUUAUUUCCAAAAGGGGCCAGUUUUGACUUUGGAGCAACAACUAGAUUUAAUUAAGCCUUUCACUAAGAAGGAUGUUAAGAAGUCCUUAUUUAGUAUCCCAUCUAUCAAGAGCCUUGGUCCAGAUGGGUAUGGCUCGAGAUUCUACAAAGCAUUAUGGAAGGACAUAGGGGAAGAAAUAUCUGAGGCGAUUUUGUUAGUUUUUUAG